AUGUCGCGCUCUUUCUACGUCGACUCUUUAAUCAUUAAGGAUCCAGUGCGACCUCAGCACCCUGCGCAGGACUUCCUCAUCCCCAUCAGCGCGGUGCACUCUCCGGGCGUCAUGACGGUCACAUCCCCAAUGUGUCCCUCCAGGAAGACUGGCACCUUCUGCGUGUGUCCACUGUGCGUCACGACGCACCUACACUCCUCUCGUGGGGGAAUCCCUGUGCUCAAGACGCAGUUCCCAGGAGCUGAGGCGCAGUACUGCCACCGAGUGACCCACCAGAGUCCAGCACUCACGCAUCCCGCGCACACGCCUGUUUGUGCGCCUACCUUCAGCGUCACAGACCCGAGGAGGUACCACUGCCUGACCCUCAGCGCUUCGGAUAAUACACAGAUCCAGAAUGGAAAGAGGAUGCGCACAGCCUUCACCAGCACACAGCUCUUAGAACUGGAGCGGGAGUUCUCCUCAAACAUGUACCUGUCCAGGCUCCGGCGGAUCGAGAUCGCCACGUACUUGAACCUGUCCGAGAAGCAAGUGAAGAUCUGGUUUCAGAACCGCAGAGUCAAGCACAAGAAAGAGGGCAAAUCCACACAGCGGAGCAGCAGCGCGCACAGCGGCUGUAAGUGCGCCACGGGACACCUGACGCCGGACUAUUCCAGGUCAGAGGACGAGGAGUCCAUGUCCCCUGUGUCUGUGACUGAAGACAAGGAGGUUUCCCCCUGCAUCUAA
This is a messenger RNA of Knipowitschia caucasica, 723 nucleotides long. The record is from the annotation of a GenBank genome assembly. Lineage: Eukaryota; Metazoa; Chordata; Actinopteri; Gobiiformes; Gobiidae.